Corylus avellana is the source of this 1128-nucleotide messenger RNA. NCBI's taxonomy places the organism in Eukaryota, Viridiplantae, Streptophyta, Magnoliopsida, Fagales, Betulaceae. The record is from RefSeq and is a predicted model, not a curated record.
AUGGAAUCAAGAGGUACAUCCAGUGGGAGCAACAAACCGGGUAAAGUGACAAAAUCCGUGCCAAGAGCAUUGUCGUCCGGGUCAAUAAUUGAGUGCACAGAACGCUCUUCAAAUCGCGACCGUGGACUGCAGAGACUGUUGUCACCAUUGACAGCUCUUGAAAGAGUCAGCGAUUUUGAUAACGAUUUCAAGAGCAAGAAUUUACGCCGUCCAAGGCCAAAUCUUUUGAAUCGUCCUUUGGCAACUGGUAGACGUUGCCCGGAGAUACAUCCAAGGAAGCGCGCUGUUCUAUGUGGGGUUACUUACCGGAACCGUAAAUUCAGGCUCAAGGGAACCGUUAAUGAUGUGAAGAGCAUGAGGGAUUUGCUGAUUAAUCGCUUUGGUUAUUCCCAGGAGUGCAUUCGCGUCCUUACAGAAGAAGAAGGACCUGCUUUCUGCCCGACGAAGAAGAACAUACAAGAAGCCUUGAAAUGGCUUGUGGAGGGCUCAGAGUCCGGAGACUCAUUGGUGUUCUACUUUUCCGGCCAUGGCCUCCGACAACCUGAUUUCAACAACGACGAGCGAGAUGGAUUCGACGAAACUAUUUGUCCGGUCGAUUUCGUGCAGGAAGGCAUGAUCCUCGACAACGACAUAAAUUCCACCAUUGUUCGGCCGCUCAAGAAAGGUGUCACCCUCCAUGCAAUUGUCGAUGCUUGUCACAGUGGAAUCAUUCUUGAUCUAGAGUACACAUACAACCCUAAAACAAGUAAAUGGGAUGAUAACAGCGCUCCUUCAAAAGCUCAACAAAGUACAAGCGGUGGAAUUGCAAUUUCUUUAAGCGCUUGUGAAGAUGAUCAAAUAAUGGCUGCCGAUACCUCUUAUUUCACUGGAGAGGCAAUGGCUGGUGCAAUGACCUCUGCUUUGAUCCAAACGCUUGAUAGAAAUAAAAAAUUGACAUAUGGAAGUCUACUGGAGACAAUCCAUGAAACCCACGAGCAGAUUAAUUCAGGUUGGUUUUCCUCUUAUUACAGUGGAUGGUGCCUCAACUCCAAGUUAUUACAGAAAUUGUUUCGUUACCGAAUAAUUCAGGAUCCUCUGCUAUCAUCAUCUGAAGCGUUCGAUGUUCACAAGAAGGAAUUUGUUCUGUGA